This is a messenger RNA of Cuscuta epithymum, 2253 nucleotides long. The record is from the annotation of a GenBank genome assembly. Lineage: Eukaryota; Viridiplantae; Streptophyta; Magnoliopsida; Solanales; Convolvulaceae.
AAAAAAAUGCAUUUGCCGGAUAAGCACAUGUUGAAGCGUGUGGGUCAGGGGUGACGCAGAUCCGGAACGAACUUAUCUUAUUUCAACGCCUCCGAUCGUUCCACGUUUAUUCCGCUCGUGUUCUCAGAUCCUUCCUUCUCUCCACCUGUUUCUCUUCCCGUCGUUGUCUCGCCGAUUUCCCAGUGGCAGUCGGCGUAAUUAAGCAACAAAUCUCUGUCUGUUUCCUUAACCUGGCCGUCCUUUCACUUCCUCCCAUGUACACAGUACACACACUCUCUCUCUAUAUAUAAACUGUCUCUCUCUCUCUAAAUAUGUAGAGGUACACAGAAAAUUGCCAAAGGAUGGGAAAUGUGAACGGCAGAGAAGACGGGAUUUCCGGCUCCGGCGAUGAGGUAUCGAUGAGAUCCGGUGGCGAAUCCAGCAUGCUUGAUCAGGCGCCUACUUCAGCUGACCUCAUGUACCACUCUCCAUCGCCUCUCUUGUUCGCUCCACAGGUUCCAGUAGUGCCACUGCAACCACUAGGGGGCAAUGCUGCUCCUGUUACCAAUCAAAUGUGGUCAUCCACCGAGCUUCACGGUACUGCCAAUCAUAUUCCCGAGGAGGGCAUACCUACUCUGUUAACUUGGAGUUAUGGCGGCAACAAUGUGACAGUAGAAGGAUCUUGGGAUGAUUGGAGGUCAAGGAAGGUACUCCAGAGAUCAGGCAAGGAUCACGCUAUUCUCUUGGUCCUCCCAUCUGGUGUAUAUCAUUACAAAUUUAUUGUGGAUGGUGAGGUUAGAUAUAUCGCAGAACUCCCCAGUGUACCAGACGAGAUGGGUCGAUUCUGUAAUAUUCUCGAUGUUAAUCAGGAUAAUGUGCCAGAGAACCUGCAUAGCGUUUCGGAAUUUGAGGCCCCAGCAUCACCUGAAUCAACCUAUGAUCAAGCAUUUCUAGGAGAGGAGGAUUUCGUAAAGGAUCCAAUGUUGGUUCCUCCUCAACUCCAUCUAACUGUUCUUGAUUCAGAAAAUACAGAUGGAACAGAUGCUUCUUCCAAGCCCCAGCAUGUGGUGCUUAACCACCUUUUCGUAGAGAAAGAAUUGCCGUCAUCACAGUCUGUGGUUGCUCUUGGUCUGACCCAUAGGUUCCAGUCCAAAUAUGUCACAGUUGUCCUCUAUAAGCCGCUAAAGAGGUAAAAUACCUGAUCUCUGGGGUUGUGGAAAUGCUCACUCGUUUUCUGAUUUUGGACAACUCUUGAAGUGUUUUUAACUCCCCAACUAAUUCACGUAUGUCUUUUCUCUCCCUCUCCAUCUGUACAUCUCUGAUCUCAUCAUGCGUUACUCCUCCUCUCUUAUGUACAAAUGCAACAAUAUCAUUACCUGCAUUUAACCAUCCUAACCGUGUGUCUUCAUUUAUUGGCUCUAUCGUGUGCACGUUUCCCUUGCAAAAUAAAGAGCUUGAUUUUGUUAUCUUUUACUCUUGUUUUUUUGGGGGUGUGUCUUGUGUGUGUGUGUGUGUGUUUUCAUGAAAUGUGGAGUCCAGUCCAUGUGUAUACCUAAUAUCGGCAUUCUCCUUGUACAUCGUUGAGAUGCCACAUUACUGAAUGUCUGAACACUAAAUCUAUUUGCAUUUUGUGUAUAAUUCGCUUUACUACUCCUUGCUUGGUAUUUUUGCAAAUUCGUAUAGUAUUUCAAUCAUCCGUUGUCUCUUUACGAAGCUAAAUUGUACGAAUUGUAUUUGAAAAAAGGCAAAGCCUUGUUGAAAGUUGAACAAGAAUAAUUACAAGGAAUCCUAGAUCUCUUGUAAUGUGCAUGUGAGAGGAAUUUUCACUUCUGGUCCAAUAUCUAAUUUUCACUUUUAGUCUUUGACUUUCAUCCUUUCACGUCUUGUGCAAUACUUACACUUCGUUAAUGUUUAUGCAUUUAUCAUGUGGAAAUUAACCAGCAAGAGGACCAAUAAUGGCAAGUAAUCCAUAAUCAAUAUGAGCAAAAGUGGAGUUCUUCCCAUGUGAUACUAUCAGCAACGUUGGUUGAUGGUGUAGAUGUGUAGUCCGCAUGGCGCAUAUUAGCCUUCGGUCUACCCCAAAUUUCUAAACAUCAUACGUGUAUAUUACUAAUGUAUAAUUUUUGUGUAAAAAUCUAUUCAAAAAAUAUUUUUAUCGGCUCAGCAGUCAAUCCAAUGUUAGACAAUAUACUCUUUCCGUCUCACAAAAUUCUUCCCACUUGCCAUUUUGGGAUGUGCAAAAAAAAUCUUCUCAUUUUCCUUUUUGGAAAGUUU